Molecule: messenger RNA, 4640 nt
Organism: Anolis carolinensis (green anole)
Lineage: Eukaryota; Metazoa; Chordata; Lepidosauria; Squamata; Anolidae
Gene: hoxd11
Product: homeobox D11
Exons: 2
Coding region: 3134-4036 (300 amino acids)
Biological process (GO): anatomical structure development; regulation of transcription by RNA polymerase II
Cellular component (GO): nucleus
Molecular function (GO): DNA-binding transcription factor activity, RNA polymerase II-specific; RNA polymerase II cis-regulatory region sequence-specific DNA binding
Source: RefSeq, a predicted model, not a curated record
CUCAGAAGUUGUGAAGAUGCCUGCCAUAGAUGUGGGCAAAACGUCAGGAAAGAAUGCUUCUGGAACAACGCUAUACAGCCCGGAAAGCUCACAGCAACCCAGUGAUUCCUGCCAUGAAAGCCUGCGACAAAAUAGUGUGAAUUAUAUCAGGGGCCAUAUUUGUUCUCUCCCCUUUAUUUAACCUCAAUUUUCAAAAUAGAAAAGAAGCAAUUCAGAUUUUGGCCUUGGUUUGGUUAGAUUGAUACGUGUGGGUAUUUUUAUUGUAUAUGGAUACUAUUUCUGCUGCCUGCUUAGAAUUGAGCGCAAAAGAGGCAGAACGCCUCAGUCAGUCCUGCAAAUGGUAACCAUUUCCUCCCUCCCUCUUCUCACUAAAAUGCGUACACUGAUGCUGGAAUAUAUCUUGAUUUAUCCGAGCCAGUAAACAACUCCUGAUUUCUGCAUAUUCCUGUGCUGCUGUUCAUCACAUAACAUAAUACGGUCUUCGUCUCUCCUUCUUCUUCCUGUUCCUGUGUGUUUGGUAUUACACAGAUAAAUAAUAUGCACAACUGCGCCCGCCUUUAGCAGGCUGGAAAGACUCUCAACCAAAUCCAGUAAGAUUUUCAAGACACUUUAAGUGUCAGAACAGAACAGGGUUGUUUCAAUCCUUGGCUUUGUCGUCAAGGACGUUUCAAGGUUGCACUGCGGAAGGUUUCUGCAUUCUUUCUUUUUCUUUUUUCCUCUUCGGAAAGUCAUCUAUGCAGCCUCGAAAGCACAUAUUUUCUCUCUCUUUUGUCCUUUUCUCACCCCCAUUCCACGAUUAAUUGAUAAUACAUCCAAGUAAAUAGAGAUUCUCUCUCGCUAUGAGCAUCCAAGAUGAUAAGAAUUGGAUUUCCAAUUUCUCUUAAUUUACUAACAGCCUCCUAGAAAGGGCUCAAAGGAGGACAUUUGUACAUUUGCGAAUUGUUGUCGGGUUUGGGGCCGCUUGUGUCUCUUUGGGUCUUGGGUUUAAACUUGACAUUGCACUAUGGGCAAGAGGAGAAAAAGAGAGAGGGUCGGCCUUGCAGAGCUAUUGGUGCUGUUGUCUGUUGUCAGAAGGAUUUUCUCUUUUUCUCAUGGGGUGCCUUCCAUGUGUGUAUUUCUCUCCGUGUUAUUUGUUUAAUUUUUCUGCCUUAUUCUAUUCGCUUGGGAAGCCUCGCAGCCGAAGAGGAGGAGGGAGGGAGGCGAAGAAGCCAUUGCAAAUGCGCUGGGGAGAAACAUGGACUGUUUGGCUCUCUGUUUAGAACCAAGGAAAAUGUCUACCCUCCCCCCCCCCCAAAUAUCGUCAUCUCCCCCUCCUUGAUUCCCCAGCACCCCUUUAUCUUCUUGAAAUGACAUUGAUCAUUGCCUGCGCUUAAAACCGUGACGUUUAGGUAUUGAUUAGGUUUCUGUUUCCAUAAACGAAUGGAUUCAUACGCCCCACCCAAAGAUGUCUGAUGUAACCUCCUGUUUUGCGCGCCCCAAGGUUCCCACUUGCUGAAACGGGGAAGCCGUCCCCAGGCACGGGGGAGUCAACCCUCUUUCCACCCCUUUCCCUCUUUAUCCUUCUCUGUUUUUCCACACAGUGGAACCAGAGUAAUGUUUGGGCUUCUAGGAAAGAAAGGGAAGGGAAGCAGCAAGCCGGAUGGAGAGUUUUAGGGCUGGGAAAGUAGAUGUUGCUAAAAAAACCAAGGAAGGAUCAAGACCUGUGGGGAGUAAAGGGGACCAGGAGAUGGGGGAGAAGCCUUCUUUUUGCCCCAGGAUUAGUUUGUGCCGCUCAACUCAUCUUACCAUGCUGGAGGUUGAGGAGUGUACAGCAACAAUCCCGUAAAUGUUAUGUCUAGUGUGAAAGAAGGAUGCCUCAAUUCUGAGAAAUAUUGUGGGGAAUACUCUAUCACCUUCCUGACCCUUAUUGACUGGCUGCCUGGUUGCAUUUCCAAUCAUGGCUGGUUUUGGAAACAAGUAUUUAUCGUGUCAGAGGGUACAGUUGUAAUGAAUUUUAAAACACAAAGUUUAAAAACUUGGCAUUAGACUAAAUGUCUUUUGACCAAUUGCUGUCCACUUGGAGUGCCACUGGGGUUGCUAUCAGAAGGGCAUAUGGCAGGGCUCAGACUGCAUUGUAGUAGGAGGUUUGUGGUUUGCUAUUCUCCACACUCGCAUGUCCUGGCCUCCACUUUGUGGCCCCAUUUCUUAAAGUUGGUGCCAGGGCUCAGUCUAUUCAGCGCCUUCCAAGUCGCCCAGUCUUCUGUGUGUCCAGGAGGGAGUCUCUCAUUCGGUAUUAGCCAUUGCUUGAUCUCCUCACUUGGAAACAAGCGAGGAGAGGACAUACAGGCAUACAGUGCAGGGGGACUCGUUCUUUCCUUUUUACUUGGGGCCGUGCCUUUUCCCUUCUCUUUUUGACUCUCAGUCUUUCUCUGCGUGUGGAGGGUGGCCUGGGUGUCAUUGAGCUAGUCCUGAUGGCACACUGGAUUUGUUGCUGUGUGGAAGGGAUUACCGGCGCAAGAAAGAUGGGACGAUCUGUUGCCCAGGUGAUCUGCUGCCCUACCUUUAGCUUCUCAUCUCUCCAGGGUUGGUGAAGGGAGGGGGGAAAGAGGAGGGGUGGAGAAAGGCAGGGUGGAGGGAAGAGCUGGGAAUGGUCCUAUUUGUCCAAACGAGUGUAUGCCUUUGGGCUGACUGGGUGGGCGGUUGAGUGAGUGAGUGGGUGACUUGGGAAGGGUUUUCGCGGAGGAGAGUGGGCUUGAGCAAGACAAGGCAGGCAAGGAGGACGAGAAGGCGGAGAGGCUCAAGGAGGUGCGGGGAGGGGGUCUGAUAUAGAUAUAAGGACAUUUCUUCCUGGGCUCCGUCACGUGACACAAUUACCCCUCGAAUCAAUCAAGAUGAAUUGCACGUCAGCAGCUCACAGUGGGAUUUCCCCCCCUUCCUGCGUCUCCUUGAGCUCCUUUAGCUUCUCCUCCUUUAGCUGCUCCUCCACUUCCUCCUCCUUCUUCGGGGCUGCUCUCUCUCUCUCCGGGGGCAGAUAGAUGGGGCUCCUUGGCCAGCUCCCGGGCGCCGCUGGGCUCUGUGGCUGCUGCUGCUGCGAUUACUGCUGCUCCUUGCUGGUGGAGGAGGGAGAGGAGGAGGAAGAGGAGGAGGGGAAGACAUGAGCGACUUUGACGACUGCGGCAGCCACGGGGCCUCCAGCAUGUACCUCCCCGCCGCCGCCUACUACGUCUCGCCCUCGGAUUUCCCCGGAAAGCCCCCAUUCCUGCCCCAGUCGCCCUCCUGCCAAAUGGCCUUCCCUUACGCCUCCAACCUGCCGCCCCACGUGCAACCGGUGCGCGAAGUGGCAGCGGCGGCGUUCAGGGACUACACGGGAGGAAAUGCGGGCGACGGCGGCGGCAAGUGGCCCUACCGAGGCGCCGCCACCUCCAGCUACGGCUCGGGCGGCAGCUACUACGAGGAGGUGAUGCAGGGCAGGGGGGACUUCCUGUCUCCCGGGCGGAGGGUGGAGGCGCUCUUCAAGGCGGACCCCGUCUGCGGGGGCGCCCACCGAGGCCCCCACUUCUACCACGCUAUUUCCAACACCAACUUCUACAGCGCCGUGGGCAGGAACGGCAUCCUCCCACAAGGCUUUGACCAGUUCUACGAGGCCGGCCAAGGGGUCGCAGCGUGCCCGGAGCCUCAGGAAGUAGAGAGGAAGGGCGACCCCAAGGCCUCGGGUGCCUCUCCGGCUCCCAGCCAGGAGAAGAAGCAGGCAGGCAGCCCCGGAGCAGGAGGCGGCGAGGAGGUGACCUCAGGGGAGGCCGAGAAGAAGACCCCUGGAUCAGCUCCUCCUCAGCGAUCUCGGAAAAAGAGGUGCCCUUACACCAAGUACCAGAUCAGAGAACUGGAACGGGAGUUUUUCUUCAAUGUCUACAUCAACAAAGAGAAAAGACUCCAGUUGUCUCGGAUGCUGAACCUCACGGAUCGACAGGUUAAAAUAUGGUUCCAAAAUCGCAGGAUGAAAGAAAAGAAACUGAACAGGGAUCGACUGCAAUACUUCACGGGGAAUCCCUUGUUUUGAGGGGGAGGACCCGCGGGGAUGGGAUGGGGAAAAGGAAGGGGCGCCCCCUUCUCGGCCUGCCUCACCGGGCACCAGGAGGUUUACAGGACACUCAACCCGAGGACAGACCCCAUGGCUUUUAUGGGCAACGACUCUGGGCUCUUCCCAACCACCUUUGCCUGCCACCCAGGAGAUCUCGGGGGUUUGGUGGAGAAGCAGGAGCCCCCUCAAGGGGAAACGGGGUAAAUCCAACACUCCCUUCUAAUGUUGUCGUGUGUUGUUGUUGUUAUUCUUAUUAUAUUAUUAUUAUUUUGUUUUUAAAACUGAACAAUCAUCCGUGGUUUUGAUUCCUUUCCCUUCUUCCUUUCAUGGUCGGUCCCAAAUGUAUGGGGUUGUUUUAGGAAAGACAUCAGAGGACGCCACUUUUCUCUCUGUUGGCUUUGAGAUGGAGAUAUUCCUUUUUCUCCUUUUUUUUAAAUUGAGGUGGCGGUGGAAAAAAGGGCGAUGUACCUUGGAUAUAUAUAUCUAUACACUGGUAAAGAUAUACAUCUCUGGUUGUUAUGGCCAUUGUUUUAAAACGCAUGGGACGCUGUCUUGUUCACGUGAAUAAAUGGAUGGUAGUACA